Molecule: messenger RNA, 1401 nt
Organism: Carya illinoinensis
Lineage: Eukaryota; Viridiplantae; Streptophyta; Magnoliopsida; Fagales; Juglandaceae
Exons: 2
Coding region: 390-971 (193 amino acids)
Source: RefSeq, a predicted model, not a curated record
UUGGUUUUGGUAUUGAGUGAUGUGCAUGUUAGUAUUGAUAUUGGUUUUAUGUUAUAGCUUGUAUCGUAUUAUCCUUUUAGUAUAUUUUAUUAGUUAAAACUAUUGGUUUCAGAACCUGUUUAAAACAAAAUAGUUAAUAGUCAACAUUUCUUUUUUUAAAGUGUUGUGUGUGUAGAAGUCAGAAUCCGUUUUAAACAAAAUAGUUAAUAGUCAACCUAUUUCUUUUAGUCAUUUUCGCUUAUUGUUUUGACUGUCUCCCCUACUUACUUGCUGACUGUUGACUUUAUUACUUGCUGACUGUUUUAUGAAGGAUGGAUUCAUACUUAUUGGACGAUCCUGUUUUUUACCACACUAUUGCAAAGUGGUAGAGAAGGUAUUAACAACACCCCAUGACUCGUGUCUUGCAUGAUAAUGUUGAGGUUGAGAUUGAAGUGACACAACCUGAAGAACAAAUUGACAAGGCAAAGGUAUUGUACCGAUCAACACAAAAAAACAACUAUAAUUUGGAUCAUUGUUGGAACUUAUUGAGGUACCAACCAAAGUGGCAAGUGCAUAUGAAUAAUUUGCCAACAAAGAGAAAGACAGGCUGCUCUACCGUUCUAGCUUCCAAUGCCAUAGAUAUAGAGGAAAAUGAGAGCAUGUCUACCAAUUUGGAGAGGCCACUAUGCAAAAAAUCUGAAAAAGAAAGGGAAAGGAAAAGGAAACGCGAAGAAUCUUCACCUAAUCAAUUUGAUGAGAAGUUAAGUAAUAUGGAAAGUGAUAGGAGGAUAGCGAUGAUUGAGCGACGAGAGGCGGCAAUUCGAGCUGAUAGUGACAGUGUUAAGAUAAUCUCACUUAAGAAGAAGAAGAUGAAGAUGGAAAUCAUGAUGUUGAAUGUUGAUAACAUGAAUGCAGUGCAGCAAGAAUAUCUCAAGUCAAUUCAAAUUAAAAUUCUAGAGAAACAUAGGAAUGAAUGGAAUGAAAUGUACUAGCUGGAGGAGGGAGAAGUGCAUUGAAAAGUUGCUGUUUUGCACACUUGGUAAUAUAUUGUUCAUUGUAAAAAUAUUUGGUAUUUACUUUUUUUGGUUAAUAAACUGAAGAGUUGAUGGUUUUGCAUACCUGAAAAUCUUAGUAGUUGUUAUUUUUGGUAAAUUCCUGAGAUUAAUAUUGCUUAAUCCUGUGUUUUGCAGUAGGUACUAAUUUUUUUAUGAAAUAUUAUUUUUUGGAUGGAAGACUAUUUUUUGGAACUUCAUGACAGAUUGAAACUUUAUGACUGAUUUUUUGGAUGUAUUUGGUGACACUUGUAACUGCAGUUAUGUGUAAUCUAGGGGUUUCUUUUUUUGCUGUUGUACAUGGUAACGAAGUACAGAUUUAUGUAUUUCCUCUAGGUAUUUAUGUAGGUAUUUUUUGUAAUUAAGAUGA